UUACAUUUAAAAUGGGUAAUGUAUGUUGUCAAGACGUUUCAAGAUUAUAGAAAGGUUAUUUUUUUCAUAGUAUAGUAGAUGAAAUAGAUACUUAACCUAAUCCUGAUUCUUCAAAGCCUCCAGAAUAAAAAAUCUCGCUGUCUUAAUAAGGAAGCAAAAAAUCAUAAGUAGAAGAAAUGCAAUCAUAAAUUGGUUAAAAAUAAUGUGAAUAUGUUUUGGAAAGUGAAGUACAUUAGGAACCUGAAUAGCAAUAGGUAUUAACUAUAAAAGAUGAAUAACCUAAAAAUAAUGAGAUUAUGUAAUCACAAAAAAUUACAAACGAAUAAAGUAGAAAUAAGUUAUUAUGUGUUUAGAUAAAAAGGAAGAUAUGAAUAAAAGUUUAGGAGGAAAUGGAGCAGGAUCAGUAGGUAAAAAAAUAAAAUUAGGGUUUGAUAUAUUUGUAAAAUUAAAAGAGGGAUCUAUAGGGUCUCAUUAUAAUUUUGGUAAGGUUUUAGGUUAAGGUGCUUUUGGUAAGGUAUGGAAAGUGACUCAUAAAACUACUGGGUUAAUAAGAGCAAUAAAAUAAAUAAAAAAAAGUUCAAUAAUAAAAGAGGAAGAGUAAAGAUUGUUUUCUGAGAUGAAUAUUUUAAAGAAUUUAGAUCAUCCUCAUAUAGUGAAAUUAUUUGAGUUAUUUUAGGAUGAGAAUAAUUAUUAUUUAGUAACUGAGUAAGUUGAUAAGAAUAUCUAGAUAUCUAUCAGGAGGAGAACUCUUCGAUCGUAUUAAAAAGAUGUCUUCAUUUAGUGAGAGUAUAGCUGCAGAUUAUAUUCGACAGAUUUUAUUGGCAACAUUACAUUGUCAUGAAUAAAAUAUAGUACAUAGAGAUUUGAAACCUGAAAAUAUUAUAUUUAUAAGCGAAGAUCCAUAAUCUUAAUUAAAAGUAAUAGAUUUUGGAACAUCUAGAAAAUUUGACAAUUAAAAAUAAAUGAGUAAAAGGUUGGGAACGGUAUUUGAAAAAAAUUCUAUUUAUAGCCAUAUUAUAUUGCUCCUGAAGUUCUUGGACAUUCUUAUUCUGAAAAAUGUGAUAUUUGGUCUUGUGGAGUGAUAUUAUAUAUAUUGUUAUGUGGAUACCCACCAUUUGUGGGGAAAUCUGAAAAUUAAAUAUUAGACAGAGUAAAAUUGGGAAAAUUCAGUUUUGAUCGUAAAUUAAAUGAGGUAAUUGAUAGCUGAUGAUUGGGAUACAGUUUCAAAUGAAGCAAAAGAAUUUAUAACAAAAUUACUAAGAAUGGAUCCAAAUAAAAGACUUUCUGCUAAAUAAGCAUUAGAAGAUCCAUGGCUUAUUAAAUAUGCACCAUCAACAUAAGUCAAUAAAAAAGUAUUAAAUAAUUUAAGAUAAUUUUAAGUAUAUUUAUAUAUAAUAUUUAUUGAUAGGCAGAAACUAUUUUAAAAUAAGCUUUAAUGUCUUAUAUGAUAACAUAAAUGUCUACUUAAAAAGAGAUUUAAGAUUUGUAAGAAGAAUUUUAGAGAUUAGAUGAAAAUAAUGAUGGUUUUUUAUCUAAAGAUGAAUUAUUGAAAGGGUAUCUUUAAAUCUAAACUGAUCAUAAAUUAGCAGAAGAUGAAGUUGAAAGAAUAUUAUAGAUGAUUGAUAUAAAUAGAUCAGGUUAAAUUGAUUUCUCAGAAUUUUGUAUGGCUGCUAUGAAUUAAGAGAAAUUAUUAUCUGUUUAAAGAGUUGAAUAAGCAUUUAAAAUCUUUGAUUAGGUUAAAAAUUAAUUAUAAUAUAGAAUGGAGAUGGUUAUAUAUCAAAAAAAGAAUUAGAAGCUAUAAUGGGAGAUUUAGGUGAUGAUGUUUGGAAUUAAAUAUUAACUGAUUGUGAUAAUAAUGGAGAUGGAUAAAUAUCAUAUGAAGAAUUUGUUAAGAUGCUAAAAAAUAAAAAACUUUGA
Messenger RNA from Paramecium sonneborni, 1917 nucleotides. Lineage: Eukaryota; Ciliophora; Oligohymenophorea; Peniculida; Parameciidae. The record is from the annotation of a GenBank genome assembly.